Messenger RNA from Aphanomyces invadans, 3688 nucleotides. RefSeq lists its product as hypothetical. Gene Ontology annotation, molecular function: peptide receptor activity; guanylate cyclase activity. The record is from RefSeq and is a predicted model, not a curated record. The coding region runs from base 40 to 2787 and encodes 915 amino acids. The transcript has 7 exons. Gene Ontology annotation, cellular component: guanylate cyclase complex, soluble. Gene Ontology annotation, biological process: receptor guanylyl cyclase signaling pathway; cGMP biosynthetic process; response to oxygen levels. NCBI's taxonomy places the organism in Eukaryota, Oomycota, Saprolegniomycetes, Saprolegniales, Verrucalvaceae.
AAAAUACCAAGUCCCUUUGAACUGAGCGGGCGGCAACGGAUGGCGUCGCCGGUAGUCGGGCUGAUCGCGCCGGGACACCGCCCUCCAUCGCCGACUCGGCCGUCGUUCAGUAAACUUGCAACGAAACGCAAACUCAAUGAAGUUUUGCCGUUCUGCGACGAGAUGACGACGACAUCGUUUUACGAACCGCCCUUGCUGGACGGGGCGGCGUCGGUCGUGGCUCGGAAAGAGUCGCCGGAGCGGCGACGGAGCAGCUUUGUCGCAUCCAAGGACAAACACAGCGAUCGGAAAGUCAUCGAUCCCCAUUCCAAAGUCGUCCCAAACUACCUCGGCGGAACGUCCAUGCAGACCCGCGCGUACGACGCCGCGAUGCGGUUGAUCACGUGCCGGUUCUCCGACUCCCAACUCGAGGACAUCUUCCGAAAACACUACCGCCACUACGUGAUGGGCAAAGUGCGCAUGGGCGGGUGGAUCUCGAUCAUGUUGCAUGUCGUGAUGGGCGCGAUCGAGUACAUGUGCGGGUACAGCGUCCCCCGCGAAGGCGUGCUGGUCUUGGCCCGCGCCACCAUCGUGCUCGUGACCCUCGCGUUCCUCCGCAUCACUAGGAGGCCAAGCUUUCAGUCCCACUUCGAAGCGUGCAUGCUGUCGUACUAUACACUCCUUGGCUCGCUUGUCGUGGGGACGAGCAUGCUGUUUGAUUCGCGGUUCGACGGUGUGUUUGCCGGCGACGACAUGUACUUUUUUUUCGCCGGCCGGUGGUCCCAGGCCAUUUCGCUCAUCUACACUUCGAUUCUGUUCAACGCGAGCGGGAUGACGUUCAUCAUGUCGACGACAUGCGCGUGGCUCCAUAUUGUCCUCAUGAUUGCCGUCCCGUUUGGGGCGUACCCGUCCCACCGGCAGCUGCGCGAUCCGCAGCUCGCGUACGGCCCGAUCUUGACGUGUUUCUGCAUGCUGUCUGCGUACAACAGCGAGAGGCACAUCCGCAAGGAGUUUGUGCUAAGGUGCAACGUGACCGAGGACCGCAAACGACGCGACGAUCUGCUUGAAACGAUGCUGCCCGCCCACAUCAAAGAGAGUCUCAAGGAGAAUCGGACCGACGAGCUGGCCGAGCAAUUUGACGAGGUGUCGAUCCUGUUUUGCUACGUCAGCGACUUUGGCCGACUGUCGAAAACCACACCUGCGAUCGAACUUGUGCAGCUCAUGAACCGCAUCUUCUUUUGCUUUGACAAGGCCACCGACUCGCGCGGCGUGUACAAAAUCGAAGCAAUUGCAGAGACAUACAUGUGUGCCGCGGGGGUGCCGGUGAAGGACCCGCACCACCACGAAAAAAUCGCCGACAUGGCGCUCACGAUGAUGUACAUCCAGGAGCAGGAAAAGUGGACGUGCCAUGGGGAGCUCAUUCGGCUCAAGAUUGGCAUCCACAGCGGCCCUGUCGUUGCCGGCGUCAUCGGGUCGAAGGCGUACAGCUAUCACUUGUUUGGGGACACAGUGAACACGUCGUCGCGAGUGUGCUCGUCGUCAAAGCCAGGGAAAAUCCAGAUCAGCGAACGAACGUUUGCGUUGCUGUCGCGGUCGGCGUGCUACGACAUCGUGCCUCGUGGCAAGAUUGCGCUCAAGGGCAAAGGCGAGCUCAUGUUGUACUGGCUCGAGCGCAAGAUCCUCCGCCCGAUUGUGCAGGACCCGCUCGGGAUGACGACGCGGUUCGACCUGGCCGAAGACAAGGCGGUUGCGUCGGCCCCAAAAGCCAAGCCAGGGUCGCCCACGUCGACAGAGUCGGCCAAAACUGACGUCGAAUCGCUCGAAAUGAACAAACGUACACUCGCGUUCCAGUCCAAAGCCGCCAUGAGCAAGCGCCGGCGGUCUGCGCUCGAACGGCGCAUGGAGAUUGCGUUCAUCGUGGACUACAACAUGGCAAACUUGACGCAAUUCCGAUGGGCGCUGGGGGCGGGCAUUGGCAUCCUCAGUGUGGCGGCGAUGCUGAACGGUGGAGUGCUUGGCAUGUCGCUGCAGGUGGAAGGUACCACGCAAGGCAGCGCAGCGAUGACGCUGAAUCUGUCGGGAGUUGUGUUGCUCGCCGGCCUCUUUGCCUAUAGCUACCGUCGGAGGUUUUUGUCGCGGAUGCAGACCGCGUCCGGGAUCGUCGUCGGCCUUGUCUUUGCUGGGCUCAACUUUCACCUCGUCCUCAGCCCCAAGAGCAACUUUCUCAACCUGAACCUCAUCUACAUCACGAUCGUGAGUCUCCUCAUGCGCUUCCGCUUCGUCACGUCGGCAGCAAUCAAUUGCACCAUCCUCGUGCUGUACUUGAUCCUGCUCUUGUCGUGCCACCACGACCUCCGUAACGUGAUUGGAUUCCUCUGCAUCACGAUCUUUUGCACGACCAUCGGCCAGUACUCGUGCUACCGCCGCGAAGUCGGCCUCCGCACCGACUUUUUGCUCAAGCAUAUGCUGAACCUGGAGAAGAAGAAGUGCGAGGAGCUGUUGGCCAACAUGCUCCCGUCGCCCGAGUAUGCCGAGGCCCUCUUGCUCAAUGGAACGAUCGUCGAUGAGCUGAAUGACGUAACUCUUCUUUACUCCGACAUGGUCGGGUUCACUGCCCUCAGCGCGACCCUCAAGCCCGUCGAGUCAUGUCUCUUCCUCAACAAAGUCUACUCGGCCUUCGACCGGCACUUGGAUGCCUUUGGCGUGUAUAAAAUGGACACCGUCGGCGACGCCUUCAUCGUCAUUGGAGGUGCGUUGGCGCUGCCCGUUCCAUUUCUGAGUCUUGAAAUCGUGCGUCCUGUGUUUUGAAUCCACUGCGCGGUUGACGGCCACCUUCCGUGCCAUGCGUUUCCAUGGACUUCCAUGGCGAUUUCUUGUUGUGUUGACAAGUAGCGCCUGCUUGUGUCGUCGUUGCUGCGUAUCGGUUGAAGUUGCUGAUGGCCACGAUGCUAACGCCCUGUCCACUCGGAACGGUAGGACUGCCCAACUACAAGAGCGAAAAGAAUCAUGCGGUCGCCAUCACGGCGUUCGCUGUGGAAAUGCUACGUGAGAUGGACGAGUUUCGGCGAAGCGAGAACGUCAACUUGCAAAUGCGGAUUGGAAUCCACACGGGCAAGGUCGUCGGCGGUGUUGUCGGCAUCAAGAAACCGCGGUACUUGAUUUGGGGCAGUCAAACGGUCGUGGCCAACAGCAUGGAGUCGAAGAGCAUUCCUGGGCGCAUCCAGAUCUCGGAAGCGACGUUCACCAUGUUGCAGGAAGCAUCGUCGCAGUACCAGUUCGAGUCCCGAGGCGACAUCUGCAUUGGCGACACGGAAUCGAUUUCUACCUACUUUGUCAAGGUACAUAGCGAUUCCCACGAGCUGGCUUGACAUGGCGCGCCAACGCAGACGGACCAAGCCCCUAAAAAGGAAACAAUCGUCGCCAAGUUCUUCCCGACUAUACUCCACAAGUCAGACAUGCCAGUCAAAAGCAAGCAAUCCAAGGCCACCCUCGACCUUGAAAACCUCCUUCUCGACGCGCGGCGACGAAACCCCUUCUUCCAGAACGUCGAGCUCAUGGGCGAAGGAUCCCGCAUCCUCCAUAAGCUUGCGGGUUCGCGGAGCUCCGUCACACGGACGGUGGCAAAUCUCAGCACCGCGACAGCCCAGACCUAACUUAUUUAAAUUAUUGGGUAUCCGGAUCGCAUUCCGGAUACAUGGUUGAAACCGCC